Messenger RNA from Chionomys nivalis (European snow vole), 6343 nucleotides. RefSeq names its product multiple EGF like domains 9 (gene Megf9). Gene Ontology annotation, cellular component: basement membrane. Gene Ontology annotation, biological process: axon guidance. The transcript is spliced from 6 exons. Gene Ontology annotation, molecular function: extracellular matrix structural constituent. The record is from RefSeq and is a predicted model, not a curated record. The coding region runs from base 164 to 1957 and encodes 597 amino acids. NCBI's taxonomy places the organism in Eukaryota, Metazoa, Chordata, Mammalia, Rodentia, Cricetidae.
GCUCCGCCGGGUCUCUCCCUCCGCUCUGAGGCCCGCCCGCGGGGCCGGCCGCCUGUCAGAGGGAGGUGGCGAUGGUGCGCCCGGUGGCGGCAGCGGCGGCGACGGCUUCCUUGGUCGGACGGCAGGGAGGAGAAGAUGACUGACCGACCGACCGGAUGAAUGAAUGAAUGGCGGAGCCGAGCGCGCCAUGAGGAGCCUGCCGAGCCUGGGCGGCCUCGCCCUGUUGUGUUGCGCGGCGGCCGCCGCCGCUUCAGCUGCCUCGGCGGGGAAUGUCACCGGCGGCGGCGGGGCGGAGGGGCAGGUGGUCGUGUCGCCCACCCCGGGGCUGCGGGACCAAGCCAGCCACCCUUUCCCUAAGGCCGCGGCUCCCACGGCGCAGGCCCCGCGGAGCGGCCCCCCGCGCAACACUGUCCGCAGAGCCGGGGCUGCGACCCCGCCAGCCGGCUCCCCGGAGACCACCCCUCUCCGCCCCACCGCGCCACCCGCUGCCACCACCUUCCCGGUUCUAGGCCCUUCGUCCGCCACCCCUGCGGAGGAGGGACGCACUCCCGCCACCCAACCACCACCCUCCGGACCCGCGCCCAGCACCCUUGAGAGCACAGCUGGCCAGGAGCCGACCACCCCCAUAGUCACCACCGCUCAGGCGCCCAGCACUGCCGGGACCCCGACUGCCGAGUCCUGGAACAGCAGCCGCCACAGCAGCGUCCCGCCCACCGCACCUGACACCGAAGCCCCUGCGCCUCCUCCCCCAGAGUAUAUGUGUAACUGUUCUGAGGUUGGAAGCUUGGAUGUGAAGCACUGCAACCAGACAUCAGGGCAGUGUGAGUGUCGUCCAGGUUAUCAGGGACUUCACUGUGAAACCUGCAAAGAGGGCUUUUACCUGAAUCACACUGUUGGUCUCUGCCUGCCGUGUCACUGCAGUCCACACGGAUCUCUUAGCAUUCUCUGCAACAGUUCUGGGAAUUGCCAUUGCAGAGCAGGUGUCACUGGCUCCCUGUGUGACCGAUGUGAAGAUGGACAUUAUGGCUUUAAUAAGAUAGGCUGCUUGCCCUGCCAGUGCAACAACCGGUCUGAUAGUUGUGAUGUUCUCACAGGUGCUUGUUUGAACUGUCAAGAAAAUAGCAAAGGGGAUCACUGUGAAGAAUGCAAAGAAGGAUUUUAUCAGAGUCCUGAUGCUACUAAAGAAUGCCGCCAGUGCCCUUGUUCAGAAGUGACUUCUACAGGCAAUUGCACCAUAGAAUCUGGUGAAGUGGAGCCUACAUGUGUCCAGUGUAAAGAUGGUUACACAGGACGGAACUGCAAUAAAUGUGAAGAUGGCUAUUACAACUAUGACAGCAUCUGCAUACCGUGCAAGUGUCAUGGCCAUGUGGACCCAACUACAACUCCAAAGAUUUGCAAACCCGAGAGUGGUGAAUGCAUCAACUGCAUCCAUAACACCACUGGGUUUCUGUGUGAGGACUGCCUAGAAGGGUAUGUUCGAGACCUCCAGAACAACUGCAUCAAGCAUGAAGUUAUUGUUCCAACUCCUGAAGGUUCUACCAUUUUGGUUUUCAAUGCCUCUUUGACCACAUCAGUGCCCACCCCUGUUAUAAAUAGUACAUUUGCCCCCACAACCCUGCAGACUAUCUUUUCAGUAAGUUCUGAAAACAGCACCUCAGCUCUCGCUGAUGUAUCAUGGACCCAGUUUAACAUCAUCAUUUUGACAGUCAUCAUCAUUGUGGUAGUGCUGCUAAUGGGAUUCGUAGGAGCUGUGUAUAUGUACCGGGAGUACCAAAACCGGAAACUCAAUGCUCCCUUUUGGACCAUCGAGCUGAAAGAAGACAAUAUCAGUUUCAGCAGCUACCAUGACAGCAUUCCCAAUGCGGAUGUGUCAGGAUUGUUGGAGGACGAUGGCAGUGAAGUGGCUCCCAAUGGGCAGCUGACCCUGACGACACCCAUUCAUAACUACAAAGCUUGAGGAGCUGUGCUGUCCUCUUGGAGUGUCAGGACACAUUACUCACUAAAACGCAUCUGCCCUCCAGCCCCACAUACCCUGGGUAGAGUUUGCUGAGAAUGGCAUCGUGCAAAUGAACUGUUCAGGUACAAACUGUAGUGCGCUUAGCCUAUCUGUUGCUCUUAAUUCAUCCCCAUGAAGAUCUGAAGCACUCGUCAUCAUUGAGGACUUGAAGUAAAGUAUAUUUUUGUAACCAACCACAUGUGUGUAUGGAAAGGCUGAAUCCCACACAGUAGCUCAAGUCUACCCAACCUCUCAAAGGACUGCUGGGAAAGUGUUCAUUUCACCAGCCGUGACAAAAUGCUGAUGUGGAGGGGAAGACUGAUAGAAGACGUCAUCUUCAUUUUGAAAACAUAUAUUUUAGGAGAGGCAGGGAUUGUGUUCAUUCACUGUACUAAAAGAUAUAACUGAUGAAAAGCUGAUGUCUAGGCUGAACCACUCUAAACAAUCUUGGCUCUAUGUAGACUGAGGGCAGAAAAGUUCCAAGAGGAUGUGUACAAGGGCUUGGCUUUCCUCCGUUGAGUCUCCUUCAAGGAUGGGAUGAAAGCACAGGAUAAGCCUCUGUGGUGAGAGCAGGUGCAGCAUCCAGAGAGCAGAAAAUUGAUGAUCCUCCUCAGGGGAGGUGCCUGCCUCUAAAGAAACAAGGUGUACAUAGUUAAUGUAGCAUACCUGCUCAACAUUGUACUUGUAUCUAUUUGUAAAAAAAUCAUGUCCUAUUUUAUCAUCUAGACUUUAUUUGUAUAGCAGUUAAUGGUGUUGUAAAAAGAAGAUAUUGGUUAAAAUACUGUAAAAUAGGUGGCAAUAUAGCUAGAGCUUGGACUCUGUUGAACACCAUUCGUUUUUCAUCUCUAUUUGGACACUGUUGAAAUUUACAAGAGGUCAAAUGUUUCUAAUCUUUCCUCUCUCAACCUAGAGUCAUAUACUCUUUGACUUACCAUAGAUUCAAGCAAUAGAUUUGAAGUCUGUAUUAUUAAACUGGGACACAGGCUGCAUUCUCUAGAUACCCACUUAAUUAGCCACUCUGUUUGUUUUACAUUGCUCAGUGUAAACAUCCUCAGAAAAAGACUCCUUUCCUGAAUGUAAAGGACAGUCUUCCAAAGGACAGAAAUUUUAAAUUCAAAAAGAAAAGCCAUCACGUUACUUGGGGCCCCUUGUUUUUAUGCCCAUGAAAUACUUAUGUAUCUCCCAUAACCUCCAAAAUAAAGGCCUCUGACAUUUGAGCAUAACCUGUUCCCCACGAAUCGUGAGGGAUGUUUGACUUCUUCAGUGUAGAAUUCAUCCCUCUUCUUUCUGGCAGAGGGUUACUGUGGUUGAGUGUGCAUUUAGUCCUUGUUUGUAGGUGCCAUUUCCCCUGAGGCUGAGCACUGAUUUUUUCAUCUGUUAUGCACUGACAGGUUGUGGACUAAGCAGGUCAAAAAAGGUGACCCAGUCCAUGUGGUUAGGGAAAUACAAAACAAAGACUAGACCUAGGAAACUCAGACUUACAUUCCUCGCAGAGAAAAACAGUUUGUUCAUUUUCUGUAGGAGACCCCACAUUUGUCUCAGGGUUUGGAAAUGACUGCACUAGAGGAUCCGGAGGCCACCUGAGGGUGCUCUGCAUAUGUGACUUCUUUAUUAGAGUAAACAUGCAUCUCCUUGUACAGAAACCAUUUUCAACUGGUUGAUGAGCUUAGCAUAUGAGUUUAAUAGGUUUAAUCCCCACAAUUACAGAAUGGAUCAAUAUUUUUACUGUUCUUUGUCAUUUACAAAACAUUUUCCCAUGUGUGUUCUUUGAUCCUAACUGUGCCCUCCUAAAGAAGUAGUCUUGUACCCAUUUUAAAAAUGAAGAAAUGCUAAAUCAUUCAGGGCUAUAUGCACACUAUUUUUAUGCUUGGAAUCAAUUCUCACCUCUACGGCAUAGUCAUUUGGCUAUAUGAGAUUGACAUAUAUAUAUAUAUGAAUGAAUCUACUAAUCCUAGGCCCUAGAAGGCUGGGAUGAAGAUUCACAUAUGUGGAUGAUUCUACUAGAGUCCUUAUGUGCUCUCAAGUGUGCUUCCCCCUUCAUGUGUGUCUGUGUGUGUGCACGUGUACGUGUUUGUGUUUCUGUCUGUGCGUGAUGUAUGUGCUUUGCAAGCACAAUUCAGGGCCACAUAGCUACAACUGACUUUAUGGAAAGAACACAUGAGGAUUUCUAUCUAAAGUCAGAAUUAAUGAUGAUAAGAUAAAUCUGCCAGUUAGAGUUCAUUAAAAUGAACGAAUUCCUGGAAUGGGGGGAGGGGCUUCCUCUAGCAAUUGCAGCACAGGUGUGUACUGACUGCAUCACACAAAUUACAGAGCAUUAUGCAGAGUGAUUACCUCACUGAUACCCCAUCUUCUGCCAAAAAUAAAGGUAAGGAGAAAAAAAGCAAACAUUUUUUAAACAGAUGUUUACCCAAUAAAUAAGAAGUGUUUGUAGGAGCCUAAAAACCAGUCAAAUAGUCAAGAUUCCAGCUCAGUAGAGAUUCCUUGAAACAACUCUUAAAAGAUAACACAGAAAUUAAACCAUAAAGACUGUUUAUCAAGUAAGGCUCCUAGGUCAUAUUAAUUUUUCACGUGAUGAAAAGUUAUAGCCUUAAAAUGUAAUUUAAAUAAACAGCACUCUGCUUGUCGAAAUAUUUUUGCUCUAAAGAUAAACCAUGAGGUAAUCUUCUCUUCAAAUUAGAGUCGUAAACAAUCAUAAAACACAAUGUAGGAUUUUCAUUCUCUGGAGGCUUCACCAUCCAGCACCAAAUGUCCUCUGGAAAAUCUAAUGUUUAAACAACUUUUGUCUAAGUAUUGAUUGUGUUUUCUUUUUAAAAUAUAAUACCUAUGUGAACCUUGCUGAGAAAUAGUCAUCACUGCUACAAAUGAACUGAUGCUUGCUUGCAUCUUUAUUGGCUUUCUUAGUAAGCCCUAUGCAUUUCCGAUAGCUGGGUGUUCUCAUCAGACUCAAGCAUUUCUUUGACCUCCCUAUCACUAACGCCCUCCACACUGCUUCCCAGGGCUGUCUUAUUUACAGUCUUUUCAAUUAUAGAAAAGGAAAAAGGAUAGUAAAAUCUCUUAUUUAUUUGAACAUUCUGAAUGCAUUAUUUUUCCCCAGGAUACUUGAAUUUUUAGAGAGGACAAAAAGGCAGACAUGGACUAGGAAGAAAGGGUUGUAUUUGUUUUUCUUAACAAGAUUAUCUAAGUCCCAAUUGAUAUCACUAUUCUGUAGUUCCAAUAGUCCAUGAACCAUUAACCAUCAAAGCAGAACUCAUUGACCUGCCAGAUUAUCUGGGUUAUUUUAUCAUCCAGAUGUAACUUAAAGAUGAGAGACAGGUGGAGCUUGGUUAUUGAUUAUUCACCCUGGCCCUAUACCUUUUUUUUGUUUGUGUUGUUGCUUGUAAACAUGAGAUUGAUUUUAAAUGACUGUCCCUGGCAUCUUACAUUUUGAAGUCUUAUUGGGUGGGAGUUGAGUUUCUGUAUCUCUCAAGGAAAGUUCUCUGACAAAAUAUUCAGAAUAAGUUAAAAAAAAAUGGGACUGGAGAGAUGGCUCAGAGGUUAAAAGCAUUGCCUGCUCUUCCAAAGGUCCUAAGUUCAAUUCCCAGCAACCACAUGGUGGCUCACAACCAUCUGUAGAGGGGUCUGGUGCCCUCUUCUGGCCUGCAGGCAUACACCCAGAUAGAAUAUUGUAUACAUAAUAAAUAAAUAAAUAUUUUUUUUAAAAAAAGUGUAAUCAUUAGGGUAGCAGAAGUCUUUGUGAUCUCAUACACACACACCCUAAUCUGUUGCUACUUUUGACAGCAGGUGGUUUAGGAACUGAAAUGGGUUUGCUGUCUAUGCUCAGGGUUGGAGAAGGUGAUGGAGGGUUAAAUCAUCAUUUUCUUUCACUCUGAGCCAGUGACUGUGCCAUGGGAAGAAGCAAGAAAAACAGUUAUCAGUCUGAAGAAGUCAAAUAAAUAAUAUCUAAUGGCUAAUGGUUAUGUAUCAUUAAAAUGUCAGUGGUUUGAAUGAUAAUUUUUCAAAGGCCUUGGGGAUCUUUCUUGUUACUUAUGCACAUGCAGAAACUGCAGCAGCCCUGGAAUGAGCCCAGAGCUUCAGAUUCGAGCUAGCCCAAAGCUAAGUGACUUCUAGUCAAUUGUAAUGCUAGGCACAAGCACUCUGUACUCUUAAAUUUGAACCCAAUUAUUUAGGGAAUGUUUCUAAAACAUUAAACUUGUAUUUAUGUCACUAAAAUCCUAACCCAAAAUUUAAAAACAUGUCUCAUAUGUGUACUGUACUAGGUUUCAUGAUGCAUUUCUAAAUUUGUGUAUGAUUUGAAUAUAUGAAAGAAUUUAUACAAGAGUGUUAUUUAAAAUUAUUAAUAAAUGUAUA